Protobothrops mucrosquamatus (brown spotted pit viper) is the source of this 2477-nucleotide messenger RNA. It is a transcript of the gene CCSER1, whose product is annotated as coiled-coil serine rich protein 1. NCBI's taxonomy places the organism in Eukaryota, Metazoa, Chordata, Lepidosauria, Squamata, Viperidae. The record is from RefSeq and is a predicted model, not a curated record. Bases 39 to 2234 code for a protein of 731 amino acids. The transcript has 9 exons.
AAUAUUGGCUGGGCCUAGCCAAGCACAACAGGGUCCUGAUGGGUGACUCAGGAUCAAGGCGCUCAAUCAUUGUCUCCCGUUUGCCAAUAUUCCGGAGAAGUAUUAACCGAAGACAUGAUUCCCUCCCGUCAUCACCAACUUCCAACAGUACUGUUGGCGUUCACAGUUCUUCUCCCUCCAGCACCAAUUCUAGCUCAGGUAGCACUGGCAAACGCAAGAGCCUCUUCCGGACACCGUCCAUUAGCUUCCAUCACAGAAAGGGGAGCGAUCAGAAAACGGAUUCUUCAUGCCAGAAUGUGGGCAUUUUGAACGGUGCACAGUCAGGCCACAACACUUUGCAAAAGCUCGGUUUGGAAGAACAGGUGAAAACCAGAGGCAGACAUUCUGUUGGUUUUGGAAGUUCUCGAAAUAAAAAAAUAACGAGGUCCUUGACGGAGGACUUUGAAAAAGGGAGGGAACCCUCAACUAAUAAGAACGUUUUCAUAAAUUGCAUAAGUUCUGGGAAGAAUGAAAGCGAUGACUCUGGCUUUACAGAGACCCAAAGCAAAUCUUCUGUUAAACAUUCCACAAGGAAACUUCUCCCCAAGUCGUUUUCAACGCACUACAGAUUCUCAAAGCCAGUCCCUCAGAGUCAGUCGGUUUCCUGCGUUCAACCAUCUUCUUGUUUGCUGGAAAUUAAAUCCAACGUUGAAACCGAUCCCGUGUCUGCAAAGUCUUCUCCUUCAGAAUGUAUAGGCAGCUCUUUGCUUUCUGCUGAUCUGACCACUGUGCAGACACCAUCUGAGUUUCUAGCCCUGACUGAGGAUUCUGUUUCUGAGGUUGAUGGGCUGCCCACCUGUGGAAACUUGCACCCAGAAGCCUUGGCCCACAAUGUGUCUACCUCUCAAACCUUUGCUGCUUCUCCUCUUUCAAGGAAAACAAACCUUACAGAAAGUAUUUCCCCUUGUGCUGAAACUUACAGGGCUAGAAAUGUAUUGCUCAGUGAAUCUAGUGCUUUCUCAGAAAUCCUUGAUUCAAAUCGAAAACAUACAAAAGUGUUAUUGCCAGAGCUCUUUGCGAAACAGGCCAGCCAUCCAGAAGAUGUAAACUCAGGAGCUAAAGCACAAUUAAAAACCUUUGUCUUAAACCAGGGAGAAACAGUUGAAAGUUCUCCAAAAGCACAGGGAUUACAGAGGGACCAACAAAAAGCAAGAAUAUCGGAACAUGCUAGAGAAAUCUUCCCAGAAACCGAAUCAAAGACCACUCCUUUGUCUUCUGAACCUCAGUCCUUUCAAACACAGCAGGCAAAUGACAUAAAUCACGCAAAGGUGAAUCUUCCCAGUAGUUUUAGUCCAUUUCGAGAAGGAAGAUUCAUCGAAAAGCGUUUAAGAUCCUCCUCCGAAGGCACCGCUGGGAACAGUCGGAUGAUCUUAAAGCCAAAGGAUGGAAACCCAGAAGAGAUGAAUUGUUUAAGAAAACAGAGAACAAGUUCCUCGUCAUCUAAAAUGAAUAGCUUGGAUGUAUUGAAUAACCUCGGCUCCUGUGACCUGGAAGAGGAUGACCUUAUGCUUGAUUUGGAAUUCCUAGAAGAUCCGCAGCAUCGACAAUCUGUUUGCCGGGAAGAUUCUCAUCAGUCAAUCGUCUCCUGUGCUGCCACGCUACUUACUUCUGUUGAAUCAGCUGAAAAUAAGAAAAAGGAAUUUCCCCAAAUGCCGGAAGUGACUAAACAGAAUCUUUCUCUUAAGUUAUCCAAGGAAGUGGAUCGAGGGGACGCACGAUGUCCUCGUGUAAACCAGCUAGCCAUCAGCCCAUCUGUAGAAUGGCCUUUCACAACCAUGGAGGAAGGCGGCGGUCUAGAAACUUUGCCCUUCCGUCUGAUGAUGCAAGACUGCACAGCAGUAAAAACAAUGCUGUUGAAAAUGAAGAGAGUUCUUCAAGAGAGCACAGAUAUGAGUCCUGCCACCAGUACCAAUUCACUUCCUGUUAGCCCACUUACUGAAGAGCCGCUUCCAUUUAAGGAUAUAAUGAAAGACGAAUGCUUGACUCUGAAACUGCAACUAAAAGAGAAAGAUGAACUCAUUUCCCAACUUCGUGAAGAGCUGGAAAAUGCUCGGCAUUUACAAAGUGUGCUUGUCUCUCAAGUAGAUAAAUCCACCCAGACUGAAGUUGUAGGCCAUGAUGCCCUGUGGAAUUCUUCAUGUAUUGACGGUUCAGUUUACAAACCUAUCAGCAUCUCAUUGGUAUCAACAUUUUAACUGAAUAAAAUAUGCUUGGAUACAAGCUACAUAGACCAUUAAUUUAAUCCUCUCUUAUUUGCCUGUAUAAAAAGGAACCUGCAUUGGCUUCAUCUGUUUGACCUAUUUAAUGACAUCUCUGGAGGGGCAGGGUGAAAAAUCCUUAUUUAACAACAAUCACAAAAUACUCUACACUAUUCUCUCAACUGCAUUAAGCAAUAAUUGUUCAAUGAUGACCAAAUUUUGCAGAAUUGAAAUAAAAUA